AUGGUAUCAAGGGAGUUCGAAGUGAACGCUUUUUACCUAAAAGCUGACUUAAUGAUUCGGGCAGAGAUUGAACAACUUUGCAAACGUAUUGAAGAAAUUCAUCCAGGGGGUGUCGAUGUUCUAGUCAACAAUGCAGGUUGGCCAGGGAUGCCGGGAGCUAUGGAGGAUUAUUCUGUUGUAAUUUGGGAUGAUGUGAUUAAAGUCAAUUUAACAGCACCAUUUGACCUGAUACGUCUAACUAUUGGAGACAUGAAAAAAAGAGGUUGGGGCCGUAUCAUCAAUAUCCCUUCAAUAUACAGUAAAAAAAACUGUCACGACCCAUCCAGAUAUGUCUGUGCGAAGCAUGGUCUCAAUGGAUUAACAAAGACAGUUGCAAACGAUACAUUUGGCACUGGUGCGACAUGUAAUGCUAUAUGCCCAGCUGCUGUCGAGACUCAAAUUGUUAUUGCAGCGAUCAAACAACGGGCAGAAACAAUGGGUCUAACGUAUGAUGCAGUAUCAAAACAAAUCUUAGAGAAAACCAAUCCAAAUGGGCAGUACAUAAAACAUGAACAGAUUGCCGAACUUGCAGUUUUUCUGUGCUCCCCCUGUGCGGAUCAAAUGACUGGUGCCAUUAUUCCUAUUGAUGGGGGUAGCUGGGCGACAUAG
Molecule: messenger RNA, 648 nt
Organism: Saccoglossus kowalevskii
Lineage: Eukaryota; Metazoa; Hemichordata; Enteropneusta; Harrimaniidae
Product: 3-oxoacyl-[acyl-carrier-protein] reductase, chloroplastic-like
Source: RefSeq, a predicted model, not a curated record